UCAUUUCAUUUCAUUUGGAGUUCAUUUGAGUUUUAUUUCGUUUCCAUCAUUUGUUAUCAGUCCUACACACAACACAAACGAUAACCAAAUCUAUGCACACAUACAACACACAGACGCUCACAUAGUCACAUAUAUACAUCCGCCUCUUCUGUAUCUAUCUAUAUAUCUCAGGUGAUCGGCCGGCAAAUCAAUUUCCUUCUUUGGCGUAUUUAAUUUUUGAAUCUCCGGUUCGAACUUCGGAUCGAGGUGCUGAAAAAUUCAACAGCUGAAAAGAGUAAAAGGGGGUUUUUGUGUUGUUUUUUGUUCUUAAUUAAAAAAAUGCCGGGACAUGGGGAUUUGGAUAGGCAAUUAGAGCAAUUGAUGGAGUGCAAGCCGCUAUCAGAGGCGGAGGUGAAGAUUUUGUGCGAUCAAGCGCGGGCGAUUUUGGUGGAGGAAUGGAACGUGCAGCCGGUGAAAUGCCCUGUUACUGUGUGCGGCGAUAUCCAUGGCCAGUUCUACGAUCUGAUCGAGCUUUUCCGGAUUGGUGGCAAUACUCCGGACACGAAUUACCUCUUCAUGGGUGACUACGUUGAUCGUGGGUACUACUCAGUGGAGACUGUCUCACUCUUAGUGGCUCUGAAAGUCCGUUAUAGAGACAGAAUCACAAUCCUUAGAGGAAAUCAUGAAAGCCGACAAAUCACUCAAGUGUAUGGGUUUUAUGAUGAAUGCUUGAGGAAGUAUGGCAAUGCCAAUGUGUGGAAGUAUUUCACCGAUCUCUUUGAUUAUCUCCCGUUGACAGCACUAAUCGAAAGUCAGAUCUUCUGUUUGCAUGGAGGUCUUUCACCCUCCCUUGAUACCUUAGACAACAUUCGAGCUUUAGACCGUAUACAGGAGGUCCCACAUGAAGGACCAAUGUGUGAUCUCUUAUGGUCUGACCCGGACGACCGUUGCGGUUGGGGAAUAUCACCACGUGGGGCCGGUUACACCUUUGGACAGGACAUAGCUGCUCAGUUUAACCACACCAAUGGUCUCACUCUAAUUUCAAGAGCCCACCAGCUUGUCAUGGAGGGUUUCAACUGGUGUCAGGACAAGAAUGUGGUGACAGUUUUCAGCGCUCCAAACUAUUGUUACCGAUGUGGGAACAUGGCUGCGAUUCUUGAAAUUGGGGAGAAUAUGGAGCAGAAUUUCCUCCAGUUCGACCCUGCACCUCGGCAGAUUGAACCAGACACAACGCGCAAAACUCCAGACUAUUUUUUGUGAACUCUCAGGUGCAGUUAUUUUACUGUAGAUGUGUUUGUCUUAAGAGAAAAAAGGAUUGUUGUUUGAGGAUUAUAAUGUCUACAUCAUUCUUUUGUUUUGGGGUUUGCUCUACUCCUCGAUUUGGUUAUGUGCUCAAGAUAUUUGACGGAGGGUUUACGCGACCAUCGAGUAUUUUCUCUUUGUAUAUUUAUUUUAUCUUUUUUUUUUCUUGGGAGAGGAGAAAAAGGAAUGAUGGCAUGGUAUAUUGAUGUUCUGUAAUUUAUUUUGUCCUUGGAAUUGUAGGAAGCAGUUUUUCUAA
This is a messenger RNA of Erythranthe guttata (spotted monkey flower), 1537 nucleotides long. RefSeq names its product serine/threonine-protein phosphatase PP2A-2 catalytic subunit. Lineage: Eukaryota; Viridiplantae; Streptophyta; Magnoliopsida; Lamiales; Phrymaceae. The record is from RefSeq and is a predicted model, not a curated record. Gene Ontology annotation, molecular function: protein serine/threonine phosphatase activity.